Acanthosepion pharaonis is the source of this 978-nucleotide messenger RNA. The record is from the annotation of a GenBank genome assembly. Lineage: Eukaryota; Metazoa; Mollusca; Cephalopoda; Sepiida; Sepiidae.
AUGGACAAGAUCGCCGCCGGACGCCCCUACGUCUUCCAGCAGGACCGCUUCUGUACACAAGGCCAAGACGACCCAGGCGUGGCUGCUCAACACCACUGGUCGCCGGACUUGUGUCCGCCCUUCCCAUCCGACUGUAACCCUCUUCUGGGGCGUGAUCGAGGCCAAGACCAACAAGCACGCCCACAACACGUUAAGCUUAUGUCUUUUAUAUUUUACGAUUUCUUCUUCUUACAUUGUUUUUACAAUAAAAAUUUAACUCGUUUCUGUUUUAUUUUCCUUUUUAUCUCUUUCUCUCUCUUUUGUUUCCAUUCGUUUUCUUUUUUGUCCUUUUCUUUUCUUUCUUUCUUUCUUUCUUUCUUUUUUGUUGGCUUUUUUCUUUCUUUCUGUUUCAUAUGUUUUCUUCUUUUUUCUUUCUUUCUGUUUCAUAUGUUUUCUUCUUUUUUCUUUCUUUCUGUUUCAUAUGUUUUCUUCUUUUUUCUUUUGAAGUUUCUUUUAUUUCCCCCUUUUUCUCAUUCUGUUUCUUUUAUUUUUAUUUUUCCCUUUCGCCCUCUUUGUUUUCGUCUUUUUCUUUCUUUUUCUUUUUCUUUUAUCUCUUUCCCUCUCUUUUUUAUUUCUUUCUCUUUCCCUCUCAUUUAUUUUUUAUUCUGUUUUUCUCUUUCCCUCUCUUUUAUCUUCUUCUUCUUCUUCUUCUUCUUCUUCUUUUUCUUUUUCUUCUUUUUCUUCUUCUUCUUCUUCUUCUUCUUAUUAUUAUUGCUUUCUGACGAUUUCUUUUGUCUUUCUUCAUUUUUCUCUAUUUUUUUCUUUAUUUUUAUCUAUUUUUCUUUCUCUCUUUUGAUUUUUCUUUCUUUCUUUCUCUCUUUCUUUCUUUUUCUCUAUUUCUUUCUGUAUUUAUCUCUAUUUCUUCUUCAUUACAAGCACUUAUCAAUAUCUAUCUAUCUAUCUAUCUAUCUAUCUAUCUAUCUAUCUGUGUGUGUUUGA